This is a messenger RNA of Zeugodacus cucurbitae (melon fly), 3192 nucleotides long. It is a transcript of the gene Plod, whose product is annotated as procollagen-lysine,2-oxoglutarate 5-dioxygenase. Gene Ontology annotation, biological process: peptidyl-lysine hydroxylation. The transcript has 11 exons. The record is from RefSeq and is a predicted model, not a curated record. Gene Ontology annotation, molecular function: procollagen-lysine 5-dioxygenase activity; iron ion binding; L-ascorbic acid binding. Lineage: Eukaryota; Metazoa; Arthropoda; Insecta; Diptera; Tephritidae. Gene Ontology annotation, cellular component: endoplasmic reticulum. The coding region runs from base 329 to 2560 and encodes 743 amino acids.
AUUCAAUUUGCAGCGGAGAGGAGCUCCCCAUUGGAUUUUUGCGCUCAUUUGUUUAGUUGAUUUCGUUAAAAUUUAGCUAGCGCUGUUGAUUUUUGUGCGUACAACUUGUGUCGCUGAUCGUCUUAAAGUGAGCUUGUUGCUGCUUGUCGUAGCAGACGUAAAGAAGUGCUCGAGUGUGUUGGUCGUGCUGUUGAAGUAUAUCCCAUCGCUCUGUACAAUAGUACAUGUUAAUCAUUAAGUGUGCACUGUUAAUAUUAGUAAAUCCGAAUGUGUUUCAAAGUGUGAAAAGUAAUUGAAAUAUACAUAGUGUUAACAUUUACACAGAAAUAUGCAGUUAUUAAAACAAGUGGUGUUUAACCAAACGUUACUUUUGUGGCUUGGACUCUGGUCCUGUUGCACUUGGGCGUCAACAAAUGCUGCGACAACGGAUGCGAGCAAUGAAGCGGCAAUCGAGGAAGGAGCGAAACACAUCAAAGUAUUUACCGUGGCGACAGAACGCACCGAUGGAUAUUUGCGGUACUUGCGUUCAGCAAAGCGUGUCUAUGACAUUGAGGUGAAUACGCUUGGUAUGGAUGAGGAGUGGAAAGGUGGCGAUAUGAAUGGUUUGGGUGGCGGCUAUAAGAUACGUUUGCUGCGCGAGGCCGUUAAGCCCUUCAAAGAUGAGAAGAAUACAAUUAUUUUGUUCACCGACAGCUACGAUGUCGUCUUCACCAGCGGCCUUAAUGAGAUCUAUCGUAAAUUCAAAGAAUUUGGCGCGCGUGUGCUGUUCUCUGCGGAGAAAUUCUGUUGGCCCGAUGUAAAAUUGGCGAAGGCAUAUCCACCGGUAUCAGAGGCCAACUCCUCACCUUACCUCAACUCAGGCGCCUUCAUCGGCUAUGCGCCGGAGAUCUAUAGCAUUUUAAGCGCUGAGGAUAUCAAAGAUGACGACGAUGAUCAACGUUAUUAUACGAAAAUCUUCCUCGACACAGAUAAACGCAAGCAAUUGCACAUACAGUUGGACACACAAUCGCGUUUGUUCCAGAAUUUGAAUGGCGCACGCGAAGAUGUCAAGCUGAAUGUGGACUUGGAUUCGAAUGAGGGCAUAUUGCAGAAUAUCAACUUCAUGACAGAACCGAGCAUUAUACAUGGCAAUGGGCCGAGUAAAAUAGAGUUGAAUGCAUUUGCAAAUUAUUUGGCGAAAACUUUUAACGGUCAGUGUUUGAUAUGCCAGGAGGAUCGUUUGGAGUUGCAAGAAAAAAAUCUGCCCGUUGUGUCAGUAGCGCUCAUCGUUACACAAACAGUGCCUUUCUUCGGUAUGUUCCUGCAGAAAAUCGAAAAUCUCAACUAUCCCAAGGAGAAUUUGCAUCUAUAUAUUUACAGUAAUCAAAAAUUCCAUGAUGACAUGGCUUUAGCCUUCCUUAAGCGCGUUGAGAAGGAGUAUCGCAGCGCGAAAAUUGUGCUUUCCAGCGAUGAGCUGAGUGAGCAGCGUGGUCGUGAAUUGGCGCUCCAACAAGCCAAGCAAAAGCAGAGCGAUUAUAUAUUCUUUGUGGACGCCGCUGUGCAAGUAGAUGAUCCACAAUUGCUGCGCGAAUUGUUAAUAAUGAAUAGACAAUUUGUUGCGCCUGUGGUGAGCAAAUACGAUGAAUUAUGGAGCAAUUUCUGGGGUGCACUUUCCGAUGGCGGCUAUUAUGCGCGCUCGCACGAUUAUGUGGACAUUGUGAAGAUCUCAUUUACCGGCAUGUGGAAUGUCCCGUAUGUGUCCAGUGUUUAUCUGAUCAAGAGCAGUGCAUUCAAACAUAUCUCGUAUCAGCAUCGUGAUUAUGACCCCGAUAUGGCAAUGUGCGAAUCACUACGCAAGGCUGGUGUCUUCAUGUACGUCACCAACCACAAUACCUUUGGUCAUUUGGUGAAUGCCGAUAAUUUCGACACCACUGUCGCACGCCCGGACUUUUACACGCUAUUCAGCAAUAAAUUCGAUUGGGUGAGAAAGUAUAUACAUCCGAGUUAUUUUAAAUACCUGGAACCCAAUGCAACGAUUGAACAACCAUGUCCGGAUGUCUUCUGGUUCCAAGUCGGUACCGAUGCUUUUUGCGAUGAUAUGGUGGCGAUUAUGGAAAACUAUGGCAAAUGGUCGGAUGGCAGCAAUAAGGAUCAACGUUUAGAGGGUGGCUACGAAGCGGUGCCCACACGUGACAUACACAUGAAACAGGUGGGCCUAGAUGGAUUGUGGCUGCGUUUCCUGGAUUAUAUUGUGCGUCCACUGCAGGAGAAAGUUUUCCUGGGCUACUAUCAUAAUCCACCACGUUCGCUAAUGAACUUCGUUGUGCGCUAUCGGCCCGAUGAGCAGCCUUCACUACGUCCACAUCAUGACUCCUCCACCUACACGAUCAAUAUCGCAUUGAAUAGGGUGGAUGAGGAUUAUGAGGGCGGCGGUUGCAAUUUCCUACGCUACAACUGUAAGGUGGAGAAGACGCGCAAAGGUUGGAUGUUCAUGCAUCCAGGACGUUUGACGCACUAUCACGAAGGCUUGAAGGUGACAAAUGGCACGCGUUACAUAAUGAUUUCAUUUGUUGAUCCAUAAGCCAUGCUGCAUAUUGCACAGCGGAUGAUGAUUACUAGAAUUUAAGCAAAAACUGCCAUUGGCCUGUCCAAAGAUUACCUUUAGUUGCUUUGUAGUUGCUUUCCUUAUGAAUACAAUGGAAUCUCCAAAAGCUUUCUUAGUUAACGUAUCGAAUCGUAAGAGUCUACUUAAUUCUACACUACUGUAUGCAUAUGAACAAAGUCUAAAAAAUAAAAAAAUACUAUUAUUUAAAUAUACACAAUUCAUGAAAAUGCAUACAAACUUAUAUAAAUACAACCAAUACAUACAGACAUACACGUAUAUGACUACUUAUCUCAAGAACAAAUGUGAAAAUCUAGUUGCAUGCAUAUCGUGCGUAAAAUUGCUGAAUACUCGUCAUUAUAAAUGAAUUUAUUAUGUUUUACAAUAUCAACUAACUAAUAAGUGAAGCUGCAUUUAACCAAAACAAUCCCAAUGAAUUGAUACAGUCAAACUACUAUUAUAUACUCGUAAUUGACAAUUUUUUGUACAACAUUUUAUAUUUACCUUAACAAUUAACAAUUAGCUGAUGUACUCGUAUGUGUUUGCUAAAAAAGUGAUUGAUUUAUAAGCAAUGAACAAAUAAAAUUUUUUAUGUAAAAUAGUAAUAUAAA